AUUGCUCUGUUUAUAUUAAACAAAGAAUCUGAUAUUUGGUCUUUUAUGUUUGAAAUUAUGAUGCCAGUUUAAAAACUUCAUAAAGCAAAGCACGCCGCCAUUUUGUCCAUGCAGCAGAAGGGUGGAGGUAAACAGAUGACGUCAGAGGCGUGACUGUGUAAGACGGAGCGCGCGCGCGCGCCCCCGCGCAGGGCAGAGUGAGGGUGGGAGCGCGUGCACUCGGGAUCAGCGCGAGCAACAUGGGCAACGUUCAACCCACGAUUGUUCCCUAUGAGGACUUUGACGUAGUGGCGGAUAUUAAGGAGAUCCGUAAAUCCUGCAAAGGAUUGGGCACUGAUGAGGAAACCAUCAUCUCCAUCUUAGCUAACCGCUCCUGGGCCCAGCGCGUGGAGAUUAAACAAGCCUACUAUGAGAAAUAUGAUGAUGAGCUGGAGGAGGUGCUGAAGAGCGAGCUGUCAGGAAGUUUUGAGAAGGCGAUCAUUGCCAUGUUUGAUCCGCCUAAUGUCUACGCUGCUAAAGAACUGCAGCGUGCCAUAAAGGGACUCGGAACCGACGAGGCCGUGCUGGUGGAGAUCCUGUGCACCAGCACCAAUCAGGAUAUUGUGAAGAUUAAGGAGGCGUACACUCAGGUGUAUGAGUGUGACCUGGAAGCAGAUAUCGAGGGCGACACGAGCGGAGACGUGAGAAACCUGUUGAUUUCACUCCUUCAGGCGAGCAGGGACGAGGGUUAUGAGGUGGAUGAAGGAUUGACUGAAGAGGACGCCACAUCACUGAUGGAGGCUGGAGAAGGACGCUUUGGCACAGACGAGUCCGUGUUCACGUACAUCCUCACUCACAGGAACUACCUGCAGCUUCAGGCCACCUUCAAAGCCUACGAAUCUGUGACCGGGACAGACAUCCUCGAUGCCAUCAACAGUGAAGCCACAGGGACAUUAAAGGACUGCUACAUAACUCUGGUUCGGUGCGCUAAAAACCCGCAGCUCUAUUUCGCUCGUCGCCUGAACGAAGCCAUGUCAGGUGGAGGGACGGACGAGGACACACUGAUCCGCAUCAUCGUGGGACGCGCUGAGUUGGACCUGGAGACCAUUAAGGACAUGUAUCUGGAGAAGUUCGACGUGACGCUGAAGGACGCUCUGAGCUCGGACUGCGGUGGCGAUUUUAAGCGCCUCCUGCUGGCUAUCCUGCACUGAAGAUGGCGAAAGAGUCUGACACUAAUCCCUCCACCAGGAACCAACCUUCUCUCCAACACUGCCUACAGGAAUAACACACAUGCUGUGUUCCAAUCCUGUUCUAAAACGCCCUCGUACACUUCCUCUUGUAAAAUGUAUGGAAAUACAAAUCAGUUUUUUUUUUUUUUUUUUUUUAACAUAAUUUAGGCUUUUCUUGUUAAAUGGCCUAACUUUUACCUUUUGGUCAUAUUUAAAAAAAAUUCUCAAGUGUACGUUUUGUAUUUUGUAGCCACGAGUUCGAAUUUCUAUGAUUACAUUUUGUUAUUGUUGUAUUUUGAUACUUUCGCAUUUAAUAUUUACCAAAAAAAAAACCCCUCAAACUGAACAUUUUCCAACACAAUUUUCUACACUUUCAGGCCAAAACCUUUCAACGACUGAAAUUUCAUCGCAUCGAUAUUUAUACUUAAGAUCGAAUUCCAAAUAGAUAAUGAAGAGACAUUGACGAGGGCGUGUUAAACAGUGUACGAACGCAGGAAUGCACAACUACCGUUCACACUCUACUUCUGCUUUACCUUCACGUUCACCCACCUGAUAUCAUCCAGUCCACACUUCCUCUCUUCUCUUCGAGUCAUGUUUCAUCCCGAACUAGAUGUUUCUUCACAUGAUUUUAAUGAUGCAGAUUAAAUCAUUGAAGAAUUAAACAGUUAAUGAAUGAAGACUUUUUCUUGCAUCUAUGGAGAAAGUUUUAAUUUUUCUAUCGCAUUACAAUUAGAUAAAUAUUACAGGAAUAUUUUGACACAUUUCAUAAAUUUGAUUUUCUCAAUGAUGCACGCAAACAUGGAGAUGUUUAGUGUGCGUGUGUGAGAAUUUCUUCUGUUUUUAGUUGAGUUAAUUUUGUGCUGUACCUGUGAGGCUAGCAGAAGUCUAUCUCACCUGAAACUCAAACCUGCUCACGUUACUCAACAUCAGUAAUCACCGCAGUGUCAUUUUAUAAUAAACGAUUCUUUAGAACGGCAUAAUUUGAUAAAUCAUUUUUUCUCUAAAAACGAACAAAAACUUUCCAACAUCCUCCAAAAAUUCUGGUACAGAGCCGCGCAAGGACCAAACAACUUUUGCGUUCCCGCACAAUCCUUUAGCUAAUCCUAACCCUUAUCGCAAGGUAACACAAGUAGCUUAAAAUCCCCACCAUGACCCCUAGGGGGCUCCAUAUUCAGGAGGUGGCACUUGAUCUAAUAUAAUUGGGGUUUGAAUUUUAACUCAAAUUACUGAUGGUGUUUGAAGCAAGGACAUGAUUAAUAGAACAUAACGUAUAUAUUAUGUAGCGUCAGAGCUCGAGUGUGAAAACGAAGCAAUUUUUUCCCUAAACUGUCCCUUUAAAACAACAAAAAUGAAAGUAUUUAAAGGGAUGUGAUGUGUUUAUUCACUGAAAUGGAACUGUCUUAUUUAUUUUCAUUUACUUGAAUGAAUUCAGGAACAUGGAAUAUGACAAUGCUAAGAAUCUAAUCUUUCUGAUCGCAGUAGUUUCAGCGAUCAUCUCUUUAACAGGAUGUGUUUCUGUGUGUUAAUGUGAAACACUCCGACGCCUUUUUAACAUGUUAGUCCUUUGUAUAAAAUUAUGUAGAAUAUAGCAAAGUGUCUACGCUGCUUCCGACUGAAUAAUCCUGUGUGGACGUGUAGCGUAGGACUGUAAUGGAGGAGAAAUGUGAAAUGUACUGUUGCUUUAAGAGUAAACCGUGUUGAUGGGAUGAUGUAAAAGGUGCUUGUUUUAAAUAUUAACCCAGCUGAUAAUGAAGUGCAAGAUAUUAAUAUUAGGGUGCGUAUGCUGCUGUGUGAUGUAAUCUUUGGAAAAAAAAAGAUUGAGAUGAAUACUCAUUCAUGUGAAUCAAUAUAACAAAUAAACUGCUUUUUGUCUGACUUA
Neoarius graeffei (lesser salmon catfish) is the source of this 3087-nucleotide messenger RNA. RefSeq names its product annexin A13, like (gene anxa13l). The coding region runs from base 240 to 1190 and encodes 316 amino acids. Gene Ontology annotation, molecular function: calcium ion binding; calcium-dependent phospholipid binding. Gene Ontology annotation, cellular component: cytoplasm. The transcript is spliced from 11 exons. Lineage: Eukaryota; Metazoa; Chordata; Actinopteri; Siluriformes; Ariidae. The record is from RefSeq and is a predicted model, not a curated record.